Cynocephalus volans (Philippine flying lemur) is the source of this 6449-nucleotide messenger RNA. It is a transcript of the gene RAD50, whose product is annotated as RAD50 double strand break repair protein. The transcript is spliced from 25 exons. Gene Ontology annotation, molecular function: ATP hydrolysis activity; G-quadruplex DNA binding; double-stranded telomeric DNA binding. The coding region runs from base 343 to 4281 and encodes 1312 amino acids. The record is from RefSeq and is a predicted model, not a curated record. Gene Ontology annotation, biological process: chromosome organization involved in meiotic cell cycle; double-strand break repair; telomere maintenance via recombination. Lineage: Eukaryota; Metazoa; Chordata; Mammalia; Dermoptera; Cynocephalidae. Gene Ontology annotation, cellular component: nucleus; condensed nuclear chromosome; Mre11 complex.
GUGGCGGGAAUCUGUGGGUUCGCGUAGUCGCGGGGUCGUUUGGACUGUGCUUUGUGAUCCCGGCGGGCGGCCCCGGGACGGCCUCCGCCCCUGUUCUCGCCCGCCAGGCAGGGAAGAAGCCGGUGUGGGAGGAAGGCUUCCAGCUAGAGCCCCCGCCCCCGCCCGCAGCUCGCCCCAGGACCUUUUGGCCCUCCUGCGGCCUCGCUCCCCGCCCGGAUCCUCCUGACCCCGAGAUUCGUGGGUCUUCAGGUCCUGCGGUUUCCCUGCUUCGGCCUCACUGUUAAACCUUGGUGAGCCCCUGGUUCCAGGUUCCUGGUGUUGAGAUAAGAAACGUUUACAAACAUGUCCCGGAUCGAAAAGAUGAGCAUUCUGGGCGUGCGGAGUUUUGGAAUAGAGGACAAAGAUAAGCAAAUUAUCACUUUCUUCAGUCCCCUCACAAUUUUGGUUGGACCCAAUGGGGCGGGGAAGACGACCAUCAUUGAAUGUCUAAAAUAUAUUUGUACUGGAGAUUUCCCUCCUGGAACCAAAGGAAAUACGUUUGUUCAUGAUCCCAAGGUUGCUCAGGAAACAGAUGUGAGGGCCCAGAUUCGUCUGCAGUUUCGUGAUGUCAAUGGAGAACUUGUAGCUGUGCAGAGAUCUAUGGUGUGUACUCAGAAAAGCAAAAAGACAGAAUUUAAAACUCUGGAAGGAGUCAUUACCAGAACAAAGCAUGGUGAAAAGGUCAGUCUCAGCUCUAAGUGUGCAGAAAUUGACCAAGAAAUGAUAAGUUCUCUUGGGGUUUCCAAGUCUGUCCUAAAUAACGUCAUUUUCUGUCACCAAGAAGAUUCUAAUUGGCCUUUAAGUGAAGGAAAGGCUCUGAAGCAAAAGUUUGAUGAGAUUUUUUCAGCAACAAGGUACAUUAAAGCCUUGGAAACACUUCGGCAAGUACGUCAGACACAAGGUCAGAAAGUAAAAGAAUGUCAAACAGAACUAAAAUAUCUGAAGCAAAAUAAGGAAAAAGCUUGUGAGAUUCGUGAUCAGAUUAUUAGUAAAGAAGACCAGUUGAAAUCUUCAAAGGAAAUUGUCAAAUCCUAUGAGAACGAACUUGAUCCAUUGAAGAAUCGUCUAAAAGAAAUUGAACACAGUCUCUCCAAAAUAAUGAAACUUGACAAUGAAAUUAAAGCCUUGGAUAGCCGAAAGAAGCAAAUGGAAAAAGAUAAUAGUGAGUUGGAACAGAAAAUGGAAAAGGUUUUUCAAGGGACUGAUGAGCAACUAAAUGACUUAUAUCACAAUCACCAGAGAACAGUAAGGGAGAAAGAAAAGAGAUUGGUAGACUGUCAGCGUGAACUGGAAAAAUUAAAUAAAGAAUCUAGGCUUAUCAGUCAAGAAAAAUCAGAACUACUUGUUGAACAGGGUCGUCUACAGUUACAAGCAGAUCGUCAUCAAGAACAUAUCCGAGCUAGAGACUCAUUAAUUCAGGCUUUGGCAAUACAGCUAGAAUUGGAUGGGUUUGAGCGUGGACCAUUCAGUGAAAGACAGAUUAAAAAUUUCCACAAACUUGUGAGAGAGAGACAAGAAAGGGAAGCAGAAACUGCCAAUCAACUGAUGAAUGACUUUGCAGAAAAAGAGACUCUGAAACAAAAACAGAUAGAUGAGAUAAGGGAUAAGAAAACUGGACUGGGAAGAAUAAUUGAGCUAAAAUCAGAAAUCCUAAGUAAGAAGCAGAAUGAGUUGAAAAAUGUGAAGUACGAAUUACAGCAGUUGGAAGGAUCUUCAGACAGGAUUCUUGAACUGGACCAGGAGCUCACAAAAGCUGAGCGGGAGCUAAGCAAGGCUGAAAAAAACAGCAAUGUAGAAACCCUAAAAACAGAAGUAAUAAGCCUUCAAAAUGAGAAAGCAGACCUAGACAGGACUCUGCGUAAAUUGGACCAGGAAAUGGAGCAGUUAAACCAUCAUAUGACAGCACGCACCCAGAUGGAGAUGCUGAUCAAAGACAAAGCUGACAGAGAUGAACAAAUCAGAAAAAUAAAAUCUAGGCACAGUGAUGAAUUAACUUCGCUGUUGGGGUAUUUUCCCAACAAAAAACAACUUGAAGACUGGCUUCAUAGUAAAUUAAAAGAAAUUAAUCAGACUAGGGACAGACUUGCCAAAUUGAACAAGGAACUAGCUUCAGCAGAACAAAAUAAAAAUCAUAUAAAUAAUGAGCUAAAAAGAAAGGAAGAGCAGUUGUCCAGUUAUGAAGACAAGCUGUUUGAUAUUUGUGGUAGCCAGGAUUUUGAAAGUGACUUAGACAGGCUUAAAGAGGAGAUUGAAAAAUCCUCAAAACAGCGAGCCAUGCUGGCUGGAGCCACGGCAGUUUACUCCCAAUUCAUUACUCAGCUAACAGAUGAAAAUCAGUCCUGUUGCCCUGUUUGUCAGCGAGUUUUUCAGACAGAGGCUGAAUUACAAGAAGUCAUCAGUGAUUUGCAAUCUAAGCUGCGGCUUGCUCCAGAUAAACUCAAGUCAACAGAAUCAGAGCUAAAGAAAAAAGAGAAGCGACGUGAUGAGAUGCUGGGACUUGUGCCCAUGAGGCAAAGCAUAAUUGAUUUGAAGGAGAAGGAAAUACCAGAAUUAAGAAACAAACUACAGAAUGUCAAUAGAGACAUACAGCGCCUAAAGAAUGACAUAGAAGAACAGGAAACACUCUUGGGUACAAUAAUGCCUGAAGAAGAAGGUGCUAAAGUAUGUCUGACAGAUGUUACAAUUAUGGAGCGAUUUCAGAUGGAACUUAAAGAUGUUGAAAGAAAAAUUGCACAACAAGCAGCUAAGCUUCAAGGAAUAGACUUAGAUCGAACUAUUCAGCAAGUAAACCAGGAAAAACAAGAAAAACAACACAAAUUAGAUACAGUUUCCAGUAAGAUCGAAUUGAAUCGUAAGCUUAUACAGGACCAGCAGGAACAGAUUCAGAACCUAAAAAGUACAACAAAUGAACUUAAAUCAGAGAAACUUCAGAUAUCCACUAAUUUGCAACGUCGUCAGCAACUGGAGGAGCAGACUGUGGAAUUAUCCACUGACGUUCAAUCUUUGUAUAGAGAGAUAAAGGAUGCUAAAGAGCAGGUAAGCCCUUUGGAAACAACACUGAAAAAGUUCCAGCAGGAAAAAGAAGAAUUAAUCAACAAAAAAAUUACAAGCAACAAAAUAGCACAAGAUAAACUAAAUGAUAUCAAAGAGAAGGUUAAGAAUAUUCACGGUUAUGUGAAAGACAUUGAAAAUUAUAUUCAAGAUGGGAAAGAUGACUAUAAGAAGCAAAAAGAAACUGAACUUAAUAGAGUAAUAGCUCAACUAAGUGAAUGUGAGAAACACAAAGAAAAGAUAAAUGAAGAAAUGGGAAUUAUGAGACAAGAUAUUGAUACACAAAAGAUACAAGAAAGGUGGCUACAGGAUAACCUUACUUUAAGAAAAAGAAAUGAGGAACUAAAAGAAGUUGAAGAAGAAAGAAAACAGCAUUUGAAGGAAAUGGGUCAAAUGCAGGUUUUACAAAUGAAAAUUGAACAUCAGAAGUUGGAAGAGAACAUAGACAAUGUAAAAAGAAAUCACAGUUUGGCAUUAGGGCGACAGAAAGGUUAUGAGGAAGAAAUUAUUCGUUUUAAGAAAGAACUUAGAGAACCUUUAUUUCGGGAUGCUGAGGAAAAGUACAGAGAAAUGAUGAUUGUUAUGAGAACAACAGAGCUUGUGAACAAGGAUCUGGACAUUUAUUAUAAGACCCUUGACCAAGCCAUAAUGAAAUUUCACAGUAUGAAAAUGGAAGAAAUCAAUAAAAUUAUUCGUGAUCUUUGGCGAAGUACCUAUCGUGGACAAGAUAUUGAAUAUAUAGAAAUUCGGUCUGAUGCUGAUGAAAAUGUAUCAGCUUCUGAUAAAAGGCGGAAUUAUAACUAUCGAGUUGUGAUGCUAAAGGGAGACACAGCCUUGGAUAUGCGAGGACGAUGCAGUGCCGGACAAAAGGUUUUAGCCUCUCUCAUUAUUCGCCUGGCCCUAGCCGAAACGUUCUGCCUGAACUGUGGCAUCCUUGCCUUGGAUGAGCCAACAACAAAUCUUGACCGAGAAAACAUUGAAUCUCUCGCACACGCUCUGGUUGAGAUAAUAAAAAGUCGCUCACAGCAGCGUAACUUCCAGCUUCUGGUAAUCACUCACGAUGAAGAUUUUGUGGAGCUUUUAGGACGUUCUGAAUAUGUGGAGAAAUUCUACAGGAUUAAGAAGAACAUUGAUCAGUGCUCAGAGAUUGUGAAAUGCAGUGUUAGCUCCCUAGGGUCUUACGUUCAUUAAAAAUGUUCAAGAUUUAAAUGCCAUAAGAAGCAUAGGUCUUCAGGCAACUGCUUAUUUCUGGUACUGAGUCAGUAAGAAAAUAUAUUCUUUAAAAGGAACUUCAUGUCAAGGACUUGGAAUGUUUGAGAGGUUCUAAAAUCAUGAAAGUUGUUUCACAUGAAAUUUGGACUGAUUUUUUGUUUCUGGUUCCCUGAACCUCUUCCCCCUCCAAGCAGCCUGCAAGGCUCAACAGAGCACAGUUGGACUCAGUUUCUCUGCUUCGCUCCCCAGUACUGAUGAAUGAUUCCUGCUCAAAGCACUGUAGAGAAGCAGGUUCUCACUGCCUUGACAAUUUAUGGUUUUGGUGUAAAAAAAAAUCCAUGUUAAAUGUUACCUGUAAAUUUAUUUCCUUGCAUGUGGUUCAAAAAGAAAAUGAGUUAUCAGUGAGUAUUAAUAUCUGAAGGGGAUCAGAAAUGAUGAGAUUUUAAUAUUUGGCUCUGCUCUUAACUUUAUAAAUCCAUGCAAGUGACCUCUCACUCUGGAGCUUGGUUUCCCCAACUAAAAUUUGAAGUAGUUGAAUUGGGUCUCAAGGUUUGACAGGAACCUUUAGUAAUCAUCUAAUUCAAUACCCACUAUCUUUCCUCUGCCCACAUCCCUGCCAGGUCGUCAUCCUAAGUAGUCUCUAUCUAGAGAGGAAGCUCUCCACUAUGCACAUCCACCUUUGGAAAGCUCUGACCAAGAGCAAGGCUUCCCUUCACUUGAAGCCUGAUCUGCCCAUCACGAAGAAGUCUGUAACACUCUCUUCUGUGUAUCCUGUGUAACAUCUUAGCCUCGCUAUCAAUCCCAGUUGUUCUCCAAGUGUGCAUCCCAGUGCAGAAGGUGAGCCAGGUUCACUCACAAAGUCAAGACCUGCUCCCAGUGGGGUCCAACCAGACAUGGAAGAGCAGGCCUCUCAUUUUCAUUCCAGACGCCAUUUCUAAUAAAAACCCAAUCACACUUUUUUCUGGAAUUGCCGGCUGACUUCUUGAAGCCUUUUGCAAACAUUCUACACAAGAUGCAACCAAGUGAUGCACUUUAGAAUUACACUUUGUGGAAUUUUGUCGUUCAGAGUUUGUCAGGACCAUAUUGGAUCUUGAUUCAGUCAUGUUGCACAGUUUUGUGCCAUCUGCAGAUCUACUGAGCACAUUGUCUAGACAGCCUUUCUCAACCAGGGGCCAGAAGAGAAUUAAGCCCAAAAUCCUAAGGUAUCUGUGCUAGGCUAAAUAUUGGCCUGCAAAGAUAUACAGGUCCUAAUUCCUGACACCUGUGAAUGUUACCUUAUAUGGCAAAUGGGACUUUACAGAUGUGAUUAAAGCUAAGGAUCAUGAGAUACAAAGAUUAUCCUGGUGGGUCCUAAAUGUAACCAUGACUAGCCUGAUAAGAGGGAGGGUGCAUCGCAGAAAAGAAGGUGACGUGUUGAUGGAUGCAGAUUGGAGUGACGGACUUUAAAAAUUGAGGAAAGGGCAUAAGUUGAGGAGUACAAGCAACUGCUAGAAGGUGAAAAAAGCAAAGAAACAGAUUUUCCCCUCAGAGCCUGCAGAAGGAACCAGCCCUGCAACAGCUUGACUUUAGCCCAACGAAACUGAUUUCAGACUUCUGGCCUCUAGAACUAUAAGAGAAUAAAUUUGUGUUGUUUUAAGCUGGCAAGUUAGUGGUAAUUUAUUACAGGAGCUGUAGGAAAAGAAUACAGUUAUCCUUUCCAUCUAAUCAAUUUCUGUGCCUCUAAAAUGAUAUUAGUUCUGUACUAUCCUUGAGAGAAUUGAGAAAAGAAUUACUUAAAUCAUUUUCUUUCUGUGCUUCAUAUGAAGAAGCCUGGUUGAGAAAAGUUGGUCCAAUCCUCACCCAAGCCCUGGAUGAAAAGGCCAAGCAGCAUAGCCACUGCUCCAGCCUUCUCAUCCUAAUUAGCUUUAAUAAACUGAAAUAAGACUGGCAUAGUCCUGACAAAGACAUCACGAGAAAAAACAGCAUGUCAAUCUUACUCAGAGCACAGAUCCAGGAAUCCCUAAAUUAAGUAGAAGCAAAUCAAUUCUAGUCAUGUAUUAAAGUAAACAUAUACAAUAACCAAGGUGUUUUUAUUCUAAGAAUGUUUCAGAAAAUAUUUCUGUUCAUAAAUUAUAACCAUAAUAAAGCCAAAGGAGAAAAAAUUCUGA